UAACCGCAUGAAAAAGAGUGCCAGCGGGUCGUGCUAGUAUUCAUACAAAACUUGUGAGAACUAGUAGGCUGAACAGUGCUUUAGUUCUUCGAGUUAAUCACCACCACUUGGCAUCAUGUACAAGGGGAUCUUGUGCAUAUCGAUUGCCCUGUGUUUGUUUUACAGUGUAUCAGCUGUCAGAGGCCCACCUGGACCACCGGGUGAGCCUGCUGACAAUAUCGGACCUGCUGGUCCCGUUGGUCCACCAGGGGACCCUGGAAGUUCUGGAUUAGAUGGAAGUGAUGGAAAAGAUGGAGAUGUAGGCAGAAAGGGUGUUCCUGGUAGACCCGGACCUCAAGGCCAAGCCGGAACUCCAGGACCUCCUGCUAUUCUCCCAGCUGGAUUUUUUGACUCAAAAGGGCCUUCGCCCGAACUAAGUGGCAUAAAGGGAGACAGGGGCGAGCCAGGCCUGUCUGGACAAAUAGGACCUCCUGGACCAGCGGGAAACCCUGGACAUCCAGGAGAGGGGGGAAUGAAGGGAGAUGCAGGAAUGGCAGGUGACAACGGCCAAAAGGGACAUCCAGGAUAUCCAGGCCCACCUGGAGAGACUGGUGACAUUGGCCAACCGGGAGUACAAGGCCCUCCUGGAAGCCCGGGACCAAGAGGUCGCGGAGGUCCUGCUGGGUUCAAGGGUCCAACUGGACCAAAAGGAGCCGAGGGACCAACUGGACAAAGGGGACCUGUUGGACCAAAAGGGCAGAAAGGAUCAGAUGGCAAUGUUGGACCAAGUGGAGCCCAAGGAGCGCUGGGUACUCCAGGUGAAGCAGGUUCUCCUGGAGCUCAGGGCGAGCUGGGAGAUCCUAAUAGGAGCCUCAGGCUCUCCUGGUAGGGAUGGGGCCCCUGGUAAAGAUGGAAAUCCUGGUCUUCCUGGAGACGUGGGACCAACAGGAACUGAAGGUGGACGUGGACCAAUUGGCCCCCCUGGAACCCCUGGAGUAACGGGCCCAGGUGGAAUGGCAGGACCAAAAGGGCUGCAGGGAGAAGAGGGGGCACAGGGAAAACGAGGACAGAAGGGAUCUGCUGGUCAUCAAGGUCCACAGAGAAUCCACUCGAUUAUUUCCAAUAGGGUGGUAGGGGACACCAAGGUGCUCCAGGCUCUGCUGGUGAGCCUGGUCCACAAGGAGAUCAGGGCCCACUUGGUCCUCAAGACGGACGACCGGGCGCUGCAGGGAUACCGGGAAAACCUGGCACAACCGGACCGCCUGGUCUACCGGGUCAUCACGGUCAAGAUGGAGAGCAGGGCGAGCCUGGACAGGCAGGUGCAACUGGGAGUCAAGGAAAGAAUGGGAGACCGGGAAGAUCUGGGGCCACCUGGAGACGAUGGGGAUCAGGGACCGACAGGAGAUGCUGGAUCACAGGGACCCCCUGGACCAAAAGGACCGCCUGGAUCAUCAGGAGAGAGGGGUGAGUCCGGUGCAUCUGGAACUCCCGGUUUACCUGGCAUUGCUGGAUCAUCCGGGCCAAAAGGGGUUACCGGUGAACCAGGAUCAAAGGGACCUGAUGGCGAAAGAGGUCAAUCAGGACUGUCGGGUCCUCCUGGACCUCAAGGCGUAGUUGGAGACCAGGGAGAUGUUGGACCCCCAGGGCAAGUUGGAGCUGACGGCCCACAGGGAUUCCCUGUCCGCAAGGAGAGAGUGGAGAUCGAGGGCAGCCAGGAGCUGCUGGCGAGAGAGGAGAGUCUGGAGAACCGGGAAGAACUGGUCCACAAGGCUCCCAGGGAGAGUCAGGAGAUGACGGACCUCAGGGUGCACAAGGAGAAACGGGACCACCCGGGCACACUGGAUUUCAAGGAGAACCCGGACCGAGAGGUCAGGGAGGAGACCCUGGAGAUGCUGGAAAUCCAGGAAGACAGGGCUUUAAGGGGCCGCAAGGUCCCGCAGGAGAGCAGGGUCUCCCUGGUUCACCGGGAGACCAAGGACCACCAGGACCGCAAGGACAAACUGGACAGAGAGGGUCGGUGGGACCACUCGGUCCACAGGGACCUGCCGGCUCAGCAGGGUCACCUGGAACACCGGGGGAUGUUGGUUUGCCUGGACUUCCUGGUGCACAAGGUCGUACUGGUGACAGAGGAGAGCAAGGUCCUCGGGGAGAAGAUGGAAGCACUGGGACCAGUAGGUGCAGCUGGGGCCGAUGGUGACCCAGGCCCGCAAGCUAGUCACGGGGAUCCUGGUGAACAUGGAGAUAUUGGAAACCAAGGAGCUCCCGGACUAACUGGUCCAAAUGGUCCAAUUGGACUACCGGGAAUGAGAGGUGCGGAUGGUGUGGUGGGGGAUGACGGAGCGGGAGUUACUGGGCCUGCAGGACCUAUUGGCGAGCCAGGAGAAGCUGGAACCGACGGGUCAAAGGGAAGCACUGGUCAUGAUGGACAACCGGUAAAGGAAGAAAUGGAAGCCCUGGUUCCCCUGGUGCUCCUGGAGCAAGAGGACCAACAGGACUACCCGGUACAGUAG
Messenger RNA from Geodia barretti, 2489 nucleotides. NCBI's taxonomy places the organism in Eukaryota, Metazoa, Porifera, Demospongiae, Tetractinellida, Geodiidae. The record is from the annotation of a GenBank genome assembly.